AUGGGUAUCAAGAACCUGUACCAGGUGAUCUCGGAGAACGCCCCCGAUGCCAUCAAGGCGGGCGAGAUCAAGAACCACUUCGGCCGCAAGGUCGCAAUUGAUGCAUCCAUGAGCAUCUACAGCUUCCUCAUCGCCGUCCGCUCCGAGGGCCAGCAACUGAUGAGCGAGACGGGCGAAACAACCUCCCACCUGAUGGGCCUGUUCUACCGCACGCUACGGAUGGUGGACAACGGCAUCAAGCCCCUCUACGUCUUCGACGGCGCCCCGCCCAAGCUGAAGUCCGGUGAGCUGGCCAAGCGCGGUGCACGCAAGGCGGAAGCCAGUGAGGCGCAUGAGGAGGCAAAAGAGACCGGUACGGCGGAAGAUGUCGAGAAGUUCUCGCGGCGGACGGUGCGCGUCACGCGCGAGCAUAACGAGGAGUGCAGGAAGCUCCUGAAACUGAUGGGGAUUCCUUACAUUAUUGCGCCGACGGAGGCGGAGGCUCAGUGUGCCGUUCUGGCGCGUGCGGGUAAGGUGUACGCUGCUGCGUCGGAGGAUAUGGAUACCCUGUGUUUUGAGUCGCCGAUCUUGCUGCGGCAUUUAACCUUCAGUGAGCAGAGGAAGGAGCCUAUUCUGGAGAUUCACCUCAGCCGGGCACUGGAGGGACUCAACAUGGACCGCAAUCAGUUCAUCGACCUCUGCAUUCUCCUGGGCUGCGACUAUCUCGAACCUAUUCCCAAAGUCGGACCGCAAACCGCACUGAACCUGAUCCGCGAGCACAAGACCCUCGAGAAGGUGGUGGAGCACAUGCAAAACGACCCGAAGAAGAAAUACGUGAUCCCAGAGGACUGGCCGUACCAGGACGCGCGCGAGCUGUUCCUCACGCCGGACGUCCGCUCCGCCGACGAUCCCGAGUGCGAUUUCAAGUGGGAGGCUCCUGACAUUGAAGGACUAGUCGGGUUCCUGGUCACGGACAAGGGCUUCAACGAAGACCGCGUGCGCAACGGCGCGGCGCGCUUGCAGAAGCACCUCAAGACAGCGCAGCAGUCUCGUCUGGAAGGAUUCUUUAAGCCUGUUGCGCGGUCAGAGGAGGAGAAAGCUAGUCUGAAACGCAAGCACGACGAGAAAAUCCAGGAGCAGAAGAAGCGAAAGAAGGAGGAGGCCAAGGCGAAGAAGGAAGCGAAAUCUAAGCCGCGCGGCGCCGUUUGA
Molecule: messenger RNA, 1188 nt
Organism: Penicillium lagena
Lineage: Eukaryota; Fungi; Ascomycota; Eurotiomycetes; Eurotiales; Aspergillaceae
Gene: fen1
Product: multifunctional nuclease RAD27
Exons: 5
Coding region: 1-1188 (395 amino acids)
Cellular component (GO): nucleus; cytoplasm
Molecular function (GO): 5'-3' exonuclease activity; DNA binding; 5'-flap endonuclease activity
Source: RefSeq, a predicted model, not a curated record